CACAGAGAGAAAAAUAAAAAAGGUAUUGUCGGUGAUUUAUAUAUACUUUACAAUAAACCACCACUUCCUCUGAAACCCUAGACUGAAGAAAUCGCCGUCCUUUCCAGAAACAUCUUAUCUAAACUCUUCGCUUCAUUACAAGAUCUGAUGAAACUGGAUCAGAUCGUACUCUAGAUCCAGAUGCUAUUAGAGUUGUUCACUCGGAUCCAUCAUCACCAUCGUCAUCAUCAUCAUUAUUAUGUCUCUUUUUCUGAAGGACGAUUCGAUUCAAAUCCGUGAAGUAUGGAACGACAAUCUCGAAUCAGAAAUGGCUUUGAUUCGAGAAGUCGUCGACGAUUUCCCAUUCGUAGCAAUGGACACAGAGUUCCCAGGGAUUGUGUGUAGACCAGUCGGAUCAUUCAAAACCAACACAGAGUAUCACUACGAAACGCUUAAAACAAACGUCAACAUUCUCAAGAUGAUUCAGCUAGGUCUCACUUUCUCUGAUGAGAAAGGCAACCUCCCAACUUGUGGAACUGACAACAAAUACUGUAUCUGGCAGUUCAAUUUCCGCGAAUUCGACCUCGAAUCCGACAUUUUCGCCACCGAUUCUAUCGAGCUUCUACGUCAAUCGGGCAUCGAUUUCGCGAAAAACAACCAGAUGGGGAUCGAUUCGAAACGUUUCGCCGAGCUCCUGAUGUCUUCAGGGAUUGUGUUGAAUGAAAAUGUCCAUUGGGUUACAUUCCACAGCGGGUACGAUUUCGGUUACUUGUUGAAGCUCCUGACUUGUCAGAAUCUGCCUGAGACGCAGACGGGUUUCUUCGAGAUGAUCAAUGUGUAUUUCCCGAGAGUUUACGAUAUCAAACACUUGAUGAAGUUCUGUAACAGUCUUCAUGGAGGCCUGAACAAAUUGGCUGAGCUGCUCGAAGUUGAGAGAGUUGGGAUAUGUCACCAGGCGGGAUCGGAUAGCUUGUUGACGUCGUGUACAUUCAGGAAGCUGCAGGAGAAUUUCUUCAUUGGUUCCAUGGAGAAGUAUUCUGGUGUUUUGUAUGGAUUAGGUGUUGAGAAUGGUCAGAUUGUUCAUUGAUUAAAAUAAAAAAAGUUUCUAAAUUAAUAUGAUAAGUUCUGUGUUCUUUAUUUAGAUUCA
Messenger RNA from Capsella rubella, 1126 nucleotides. Its product is annotated as probable CCR4-associated factor 1 homolog 7. The record is from RefSeq and is a predicted model, not a curated record. The coding region runs from base 239 to 1066 and encodes 275 amino acids. Gene Ontology annotation, cellular component: P-body; CCR4-NOT complex; CCR4-NOT core complex. The transcript has 2 exons. Lineage: Eukaryota; Viridiplantae; Streptophyta; Magnoliopsida; Brassicales; Brassicaceae. Gene Ontology annotation, molecular function: nucleic acid binding; poly(A)-specific ribonuclease activity.